GCGGGAGUCUAUUUGUGGUUUUGAUCACAUUAAAAUAUUUAAUUAAUAUACAUAAUAUAUUUAUUACUUUACCAUGUUGCAUGAAGAAUCACACAUUAUUCCACCACGUCAGGGUGACGCUUUAACUUAUUUAAGAACCUGUAAUGCUCUGGAUCGCCUAAAAAACUCGAUAUGUUGUCAGAAAUGGUAGGCCUAGCUUAGUAAAUUUAGUUAGUUAGCUAUACUAUACUUAUAAACUUAUAGACUAUACUACUACUAAAAUAAUGGCAAUCAAAGCUGAUUCUGAUGCCUAUACUAUUACUAUUACUAUUAAUACUCCCAUUGGCAUUAGGUUAUUACUAUAUAUUUAUAUAUAGCGAUACAAAUCAAUACAACUAUUUAUUUUAAUUGCCAUAAACUUUAAACCAGUGGUUGGAAAAUAGCAGCUCUUUAGUGACUGAGUGCGGCUCGGCCAGUAAAUUGGUUUUAACUAGCAGGUGCUGGCAAGUGGGUGUUGGUCGGGCUGAUGUAGCACGGAGGUCCAGUGUAUGUUGCGCGGAAUUACGUGGAGUUACGUGAAAACACAAGUUGGCUGGUUUUGAGUUAGCGGUAAGGCCCAUGAUGUGUUCCACGAUAUAUAGAUCUCGGAGGUGCCACCAGCUCCAUUUCCGUCUAAAGCGCCGUCUACAGUGCCAUACGAAAAGGAUUUCGAUGUUGUUAUUUACAAUUACAUGGUGCAACUUCUUGUUUUCUUAUUUUAUAUUUUUUGUUUUAACCGGGGAGGGGUCUUUUGUUUUAACCGGGGAGGGAUCCCCCCUCCCCAAAGAAUUUCUAUAUUUUGGUAUUUGAAGCAAAGGGAGGGGUUUGGGAAGGGGUCUUCCCUCCCCAGUUCUUAGAAGAUCAUUCCAAAUGCAAUUUAAGCAGUAGUCUUCCUUUUGUUACCAAAGUUUAAACAUAUGGGCAUGGGUAAUUUGAUUUCAAUUUCAACUACUAUGCAAAAUACAGCAGUUUUGGCGGGCAUAAUUUUUUUCACCGGUCUUGGGGUAUCAGCAAGGAUGUGUUUCUUUUUUCCUUCCUUUUGAAACGUGUAAAGUGACUUUAAAUACAAAUUAAUGGAAAGUUUCAUUUCAAUAUACUUCAUAUUAACCCUAUUGUUUAUGAUGCGAUUUAUGCUCAAUAAAGAACAGAAAUGUUAUAACACAUAUAUGGUUGUCUUUGUAUUUGUAAUUUCAUAUGCACUAUGUCUAUGACUAUGCUGCCUGUGCCUUCUCUUCUACUUCGACAAAUAAAAAUUAUAUUUAUCUUAUCAUUUAGGCCUAUUUACUUCACAAAAUAUCUAGUAUUAUCCACCCCAUGUCCACUACUGAGUACUUGUAAUAUACAGAAAAUAUUUACUAACAUUAGACUACUUUCAUGCCCGCCAGAUAUUUUGCAAGAAGGGUUGGUAGGGGUUAAUUAAUUAGCCUAUAAAUGUGACUUUUAGUUUAUUAUUAUUCUUUCGUAAUACUUGUUAGUACUUUUAGUCACCUGAUCCCUUUAGCCGACAUUGGUUGGCUAAUUCCAAUUACUAUAUUGAUGGAACCAGCUUUUUAAAAAAACUACAAGAGAAGUGAUAAAGAUUUACUACACCAAUUCUAAUUCUAUCAUCACAUUCAUGGGCUGGUUUAAAAAGAAAUCCUACUUUCAGCUUUUAUUAAAGUGGCUUUUAAAAUGAUGAUUUUGACACAUUGGCACCAUGCAUAAUUAUUAGAACACACAGACUUCAUGCAGAGUAAAUCAGUAAUAAGAUUAGGCCUGUUGUUAGAUAUUCAUUUAAUUUAUACUUACAUUAUGUUAAGGGAAUCCUUGACCCUAUUCCCUAACCCUAAUUCCUGACCCUAUUCAUUGACUCUAUACCCUCACCAUAAUCCCUAUUCCCUAACCCUAACAACUUUUAAAACUUAUUUUUUUAUAGCUUCAAUUUUUGUGAGGAACUCUUUUCUUUAGGACAGUGUGAACAUCGGCUCUGUCGGUAAUUAUUUUUAUUUAGUAUUUUAGUUACCGGUAUGUCAACAAAAUAUCCUGUGACUAGUUACAGGUUAAUGAUUUUUACUAAAAGUACUUUAAAAAAUAUAUUUAAAUGCCUUUAAAUUAUAAAUGGCCUCAUAAUGUCGGCUCUAUUUUUGGUAAAAAAAAAAUUAAAAAUUUAAUAUAAACAGUACACAUUUAUUUUUGUCCCUUUAUGUCUACUUAUUUUCAAGUACAAGUAUGAAAUAGACCUAUUGCAGAGAGGUGAUUUUUUUCUUGUUGAAAUUUUAAUUUUCAUACUUGCUAUGGAUAAACUUUAAAUAGAGUGAGGUGUGAUGUAAAGAGACACAAUAGAGUGAGGUGUGUUGUAAAGAGACACAAUAGAGUGAGGUGUGUUGUAAAGGGACACAAUAAAGUGAGGUGUGAAGUAAAGAGACACAAUAGAGUGAGGAGUGUUGUAACGAGACACAAUAGAGUGAGGUGUGUUGUAAAGAGACACAAUAGAGUGAGGUGUGUUGUAAAGAGACACAAUAAAGUGAGGUGUGCAGUACAGAGUCUCUUAUCUCACUCCACACAUGUAAAGGGAAACAAUAAAGUGAGGUGUGAAGUAAAGAGACACAAUAGAGUGAGGAGUGUUGUAACGAAACACAAUAGAGUGAGGUGUGUUGUAAAGAGACACAAUAGAGUGAGGUGUGUUGUAAAGAGACACAAUAAAGUGAGGUGUGAAGUAAAGAGACACAAUAGAGUGAGGUGUGUUGUAAAGAGACACAAUAGAGUGAGGUGUGUUGUAAAGAGACACAAUAGAGUGAGGUGUGUUGUAAAGAGACACAUGUGUGUCUGAGACACACAUUUUUUUCUUAUUUAGGUAAAUGUUGCUGUAUUUUUUAAAAAGAAUAUAAAUUUUACAUUACACAUUUUUUUCUGCAGUCUGUGUGCCAAUAAAUGUCAUGGGAAAUCAUGUCCAGUUUGUUCAAUGCCAUCACGUUUCAACCAAGUUAAUAUUGAUAAACAACUCUCUCACAUGGCAGCCCUUUGUAUGCAGAUGUCAAACCUAUUAGAUGGUAAUUAUAAUUUACAGCCUUUUGAGAUAGAGAUCAUAUAUUUAUGAAAAGAAUUUGAAGAUAUAGUUUUUAACUAUUCAGAAGCAGGGUUAUUGUGAAAUUUAAAUUUGCAAUAAAUGGUUGCAGUAUGUUAUAUUAUACUUUGAAGUCAUAGCAAAUUUUAAAAAGAGAAUAACAAUCAAUAACCUUCACAUAGUUAAAAUUGCUGAAUAUAACGUAACAUGCACUCACUGUGAAAAAUAUAAUAGCUAUAACAUUAUCACUACAAUUAUUUUACUGCAGCACAGUUUUGACUUCACAGUUCGUGCUUGAAAAAUUAAUGUACUUGCUUAAGCCUUUUUUGACAAAGAUUAUUGAGCUAAAAAGGGAACUUAUCAAAAGUCCUUUUUUUCUUAAUUGGUUUUUAACCAACUAAUCGCCUAACCUAUUUUGGACAAAAUGGGCUCUCCUGCCUAAACUUUUAGAUAUGACCCCAUUUUAAAGUAUAUAAUAUGUUAUUUUUAACAAAAUUAAAAAAUAAAAAAAAACAUGAAAUGUCAUUGUUUAUAUUUUUAUUAAAUUAAGUAUAGAAAUGAAUGAAAUUUUAUAAUAAAAAAAAAAUAUAGCUAAUUAAAUUAGAGAUAAACUUUCAGCUAAAAUCUAUUAUUUAUAUUAAUUAUGGUCAUUAUGGCUGAUAUAUCAACUAUAAGAUCAUCACUUCAACUUUCUACAUUAAUUUUUAAUAAAUUCUACAUCCAUCAGUUUGAUUUUGUUCAUCUAAACUUCUCAGUCAAGUAAACUUAGCAUGUUGUCACAUAUGAGCUUGAAAUCAAUGCUGAGCUUUGAAGUCUCGUAACUUUUAAUGAAAGAAUAUGAAACCAUCCAGAUUUUUUUUUUUUUAAAAAGCAUCAGAGUAAAUUUUUUGCAGACGAAUGUAUAGUAAUUGAGUUGCUAAUCACCCCGAGCAAGUGUCAUAUGUUACAAUCCGCCCGACAUGUGUUUUAGGCAGGCAUUAUUGCCAAUUUUGGGAAGCAGCAGCGGGCACUAAUGGCAGGAGAGGAUUAAUUUCUAGUUUUUGUCAGGAUUCCUUCUUGAUGAAUCAUAAAUUUAUUGGGUGUAAAGAGAUCUCUUUCUUAAUCCAUUAAAUAAUUUUUAUUAGGAAAAUGUUUGAUAGCUGAGAAAACAGAUUGUGAUGCAACACUAGAGCAGCUCCCAGCCCAGCAGGAUAACACAACAGAAAAAAACACUAGCCAGCAAAAGGGAAAUAGUAAUCAGAAAACCAAAGUUCCAAAGAAGGCGAUGAUUAAACCAACACCUGAAGCUCAGUCCAGGGUUAAGCAUAAAAAUGGUAAAAAGAAAGAAUUAUAUUCUGUUAAAGAAAAAAAUGAACCAGCAACAAAAUUUGCAAGCAAGCAAAAAAUGAGAACAGAUGUGAAUAAAACUGAGCUACAGACUUACAGCCCUUCUUUAUGCUGUGAUAGAGCUGAAAAAUCAGCAGCAGAAUCACGUGGUGAAACAUCAGUUCUAGAAAAUAACCUUGAAUCAUCCUUUGAAAGCAAAGAGCUUCUCAACACAUCUGCCAGUAGCAAUAAGAGAAAGCGUAAGUCAUAUCUGGCAAAGCGAAAUGCUAAAGGAGAAACACCAUUACAAGUAGCAACGAUUAAGGUAGGUCCACUUUUUCAAAUUUUGAAGAAGAAAAUUACUUUGGCUUAUGUGCUUUGUAUUUCAUCCCCCAAAAAUUGUGCUUUUGAUCCACUUAGAUACAAAAAAAGGUGGAAAGUCUUUUUUUUAAAAAUAAGUAAACCUUACUGUGAAUUGCCAUGAACAGAAUCAUAAGAAACAAAUAAAAGUUUAUGUCAUUUUCAGUGACUAGGAGGAUGAUAUUUGUUACUGUUAGUAAUUCAUUUAUAUUUGUUUACAGUUUGAUGUAGAAAGAGUGACAAAACUGUUGGAGGAUGGAGCCAAUCCUAAUGUCAGAGACUAUGCUGGCUGGACACCUUUGGUGAGUCAUACAAAAUGCUUAGUUUAUUGUCAUAUUAAUGCCUAAGAUGGCUGAAAACAAAACCUACCUAUCUUUCAAAACCUUUUUUGACAGAACAUUUUUGCUUUUAGGCUUAAGUAAAGGAAGGCUUUUAUUAAACUCUUAGGAUUGUGAUAUUUUGCAAAAUGAGGCCAACUUAUUGAAUAGGAAAUCUUCUCUAGCACGAAGCAGUAAACCAUGGCAAAGCUGAACUAGCUGAGCUGUUGAUAAAAUAUGGAGCAUCUGUGAAUGCUCCAGGACUUAACAAUGACACUCCACUUCAUGAUGCUGUUAGCAACCACCAUAUAGAUUGUGUGAAACUGCUUGUUGACAAAGGGGCAAACACCCAAGCAAGGUAAUCAAUUAUGGUAUUUUUACAUUUUGGGCAAGGUGGAUAUUUUUUUUACAUUAGCAUUAUUGAUAUUAGCAUUCAUCAUAAAGAUCUUUUAACAUUACUUAUUCAUUUAAAUAUAUAAAAUAAAUAUUGUUUUCAAUGCAGAAAUCUUCAUGGCCGAACACCUCUAGAUAUUGCUGUGACAGAUGAAAUAAGAAAAAUUCUAUUUGAAAACACGACAUCCAUAAUUCCCCUUUCCAUUAAUGCAGAGGUUUGUGGUACUAAAUUUAAUUGAUUUCAUCAAAUAAUUUAAAAGAAAAAGAAGAUUAUGUUUCAAAAUCAUAUCAAGAGCUUGGGAAAAAAGAUUAUCUUACUCAUGAAAAUAUAUCAAAAUGAAAUCAGAUGUGGAGAAUAUGUUCAUAUCUUUAUUUUCUGGAAUAUCAUCUAAAUUCCAAAUGGUAUACAGUCUUUUUCAUUUUCCAACACUUAAAAUAUAUUUAUUUGCAUUAAACUGUUUAAAAGCGUGGCUUUAACAUUAGCUUAAAGCAUGGAUAUAACAUUGGCUUGAGGUUUUAUGCUAAGUAUUUAUAUCAAGCAAUAACCAGGUCAUCAAAUUUUGCCUUUUAAUCUCUGCAUCAAAUCCAAAUCUGUUUCAUCAAAUCUGCUCACAGGUUAAAGAAGUUGAGCAAUCUUUGUAUUUUAUGGGAACUGCCUUGUCUAAAGACCAACAAUUAUUGUUAAAAAGGUGUGCCACUUUCCUCCAUGCUAAAAUUGUUGAAAACUUCAGUCCAGAAGGUUGGUAGCUUUUUAUGUGUUCAUGAGCUGUCAACAAUGCUUUUUUUGCAAAUAGUGUAAUCUAAAGGUACAGUGGAGAACAUUUCCUUUUUUUUCCCCCUUACAGUGACUUACAGAAGGAAAUUUAACAAUAACAAGCAAAUCACUUUUAAUAUUGAUCUAACAGGAUAUACACUUUUUUUCUCUUCAUUUCUGUUACUUUUAUUUAUAUUGCCUAAUUUUCAAGUAUGUUAAAUGAAGAUUCUUAGUAUUAUGUAUCAAGCUAAAGGCUUGGUAUCUUUAUUAAUUAGUUUACAUUUUUUGACACUUGCUUUUGUAAAUGCAUACGUUUUUAAAAAAUUCCAGUUACACAUUUGGUUACUGGAGUAAAUGCUGAAGGAAUGUGUCCCAGAACUCUUAAAUAUUUGCAUGGUGUUUUGGCGGGUAAAUGGAUUGUAAGCACAGAUUGUAGGUGGAUUUUUUAAAACCUAUUUAACACUCAUUGUUCUUAAACUUAAUAUAUAAUUAAUUUAAGCUAUUGCAUUAAUUGCAACUGAUAACAUAUUAUAAGUAGGUACUUUAAAUGAAAUAUUUAUAAUGAAAUUAAAUAAUGUUUAACGGCUGCCCCCCCCCCCCGCAUGGAGGUAGGCUUCAUCAGAGAAGAACUUACCAAAUUAACUAUGUCAUGUAUCUUAAAUUUUCAGAAAGUUAUGAUAAAUUAAAAAACUAUGUAGUAAACUUACCCAUUCCUCUAUUCAUACCAUUAUACAAAUUGGUUCUAAGUAUUUGACUGUAUUUUUCACACAAAAAUAUGUAAACAAAUUAAUUUUUUUAUAUCAGGGCUAGUAAGUUGCAUAGAAAACUGUAAUUUGAUCUCUGAAGACAAAUUUGAAGUGAAAGGUUGCUGCUCAAUGAAAAAUUCACUAGGACCCCAGAAAGGCAGAUUAAAUAGGCUUCAGCAGGUAAGCUAGACCAUAAUUUUUGUAUCCAGGUUAUCUUGUAAUACUUGUACAAGAAAUUUGUCACAUAUCAAAAUAUCAAUAACAUAAAAAUGGCUUUUAAAAAAAAAAGGUUUUAACAUGUUUUUAAAUCCCAUUUAUUCUGCUAAAGCAAUAAAAAGAAAGUGAACCUUAAAUUUAAGGAAUAAAUGAAAGCAAUUAGUUUUCUUUCAAGUCAGUUGGAUUAUUUAAAACUUUUAAAGAACUUGGAAUGUUAUAUUUUUAAACUUGAAAGUAUAUUUCCAUUUAAAUCACAGCAUAGAAAUUUUUUAGGAAGUAGAUUAAUUAACUCUUUGCUCUCUCUCUUUUUUUUUUUUAAAGCUUCCUGGUUUGUUUGAUGGCUGCCAGUUUUAUUUUCAUGGUAAAUUCAAUUCACCCACACCUUCACGAGAGGAGUUAGUGAGCCUUGUAAGACUAGGAGGGGGAGUUCUCCUCACCCGAGAGCCUCGACUCUAUAACCUUGAUGAUUACCCAUAUACCAUCCCUUACCAUGCCUCAGGCAGCAGCUCUUUGGCAGAUUGUGCCAUUUUUGUUGUGUAUGAUGAUCACUGUCCUAAUCCACCAUACACUGAAGCUCAAAGAAUGUCAUAUCUCCCAGCCUCUUGGCUUUUAGACUCUGCUGCUGCAUUUACUCUGUUGGAUAAGUUUUUGUACUUAAAGCGUUGAUGGAGCUUUGCCCAACUUCAAGACAUUUAUAUUUUACAGCAAGAUUUAAAAAAGACUGGUUCUGUUAUAAUAGUUUAUAAAUUUGUGGGGCAUAUUUAAUAAGAAAUAUUGUCAUAUAGGGUUUGUCAUAUCUAAGAUCGGAAAAUUUCACAUCGCAUUACUCAAUGUUACUAUUUUUAGACAAGGUUUUUGUAAAACAUAGCUGUCAGCAAUGAAUUUCUGCUUAUUUAUAUCUAGUAGUAACAAUUACUUAUGGCAAAACGGAAUACCUGGAUCUUUUAUUAUUAUCAUUCCGCCAUGUAAUAACAUUGGCCAAACUGAAUGUUCUUUAGUAGAUUCCGGCAUUAAAUGACAAACCCUAUACUUUUAAAUUAAAAUCUUUAGUAGUUAAAAGAUUUUAACAUACUUUUUUAUAUUCAUUUACUUAUACUGGCC
Messenger RNA from Lymnaea stagnalis (great pond snail), 8253 nucleotides. Lineage: Eukaryota; Metazoa; Mollusca; Gastropoda; Lymnaeidae. The record is from the annotation of a GenBank genome assembly.